CAAAGCCAGCAAACCAAACAAACAUAUUGCUCGAGGAAAACAGCGAAUUUCUUCGAAUUUCGAACUCAAAGCAUGCAAAAAUCGUCUCAUUUUGCACGCGAGGAUUCCCAGGAGCAUCUGCCCAGCAGCCAUACCCACAACCCGGUGAACAUGAAGCGGCGCACCCUCUCCGGUAGCUGUGGCGUUGGCGUCUUCGUCUUUGCCUUUGCCUUCAUUGUGAUUGCCUUUGCAACGCCCAGUUGGUUGGUGAGCGAUUAUCGCAUCACGGGAGCAAAGCUGGACCGUUUAGGGCUUUGGGUGAACUGCUUCCGGUCGCUGCCGGAUGUGAACGAUGACAGCCUGCGUCGGUUCUUUGUGGGCUGCCGCUGGGUCUACGAUCCCUUCACCACAGGCUACGAUGAGAUCAGGGGCUUCCUGCUGCCCGCCUUCAUGAUAACCACACAGUUCUUCUUCACACUGGCCUUCAUCGGGAUGCUGGUGAGUGCCAUUGGAGUCCUGAUCUUCUUCCUGUGCGCUGGCCCGGAUCAGAAGCACUUCAUCACGCUCAUUAGAUCAUUGGGAUAUGUGCUCCUUGGCUCUGGCGUGAGUGCAGCCAUUGCCGUGAUUGUGUUUGCCUGUUUUGGUAAUCGCAAUGGUUGGAUGCCGGAGCACGCGAACAACUGGUUCGGUUGGUCCUUCGUCCUGGCCUGUGUGGGCACGGUAUUCACCUUUGUGGCUGCCGCCCUGUUCCUCAGCGAAGCCCAUGUCCAGCAACGGAAGCGGGUGCAGUUCAAGGAGUCGCAGACGCGAUUUGAGCUAGUGCGCGGAUAGUUGCAGACACAGCAACUAGCACACAUUUGAACUAAGGAAAAAGAAAAACAAGAAUCUAAGAAGACACAUUUCAGAAACAAAAACAUUCCGUCCCCACGAAGAAUUCUCACAUUCUAACAAUUGCAGUCGAACUUCAACAAGUAGGAACUGUAUGCUAGCCAAAACUUGACAAGUAGCUUUUAUAAUUUGUGUUUCUCUUUAAAAUAUUUGUAGUUCAGUGUUUUAUGUUAUUUUUGAAAGUUAAUCUGUAUCUUAUAUUGACAAUUUUGGAUUUUAAUAAUUAACUUUUGUUCAAAAGGUUAAUAAUUAACAAACAAAAACUUACUCGAAUUAGAAUACAUGUAUUGUUUUUGUCUCAAAUCCAGUUAAACUUAUUAAAAAGUUUUAACAAAUCAUAUCAUAUCACUAUAAGCAAGUUAUAAAUCUUUCCUGUUAACUUUGACAACAAUUCAAUUGAUAUUGGCUUUGCAUUAGGUUUUCGUUUCUAAAUAUCUUAAGAUAGGCUAACAUUUUAUAUACAAAAACAGAUCGAAUAUUUAUUCCAACUAGUUUAAAGGUUCUGCUUAUAGAAGUUCGACUGUAAGUUAUAGGUUUUUAGUUGAAAAAGUUUAUGCAAUCGACAGACGACACAUCAACAUCCCAGGCUUUCAGUAUAAUGGUACUUAUGAAUCAUCCAUCCAAUCGACCAGAACAAUUCCAGACGAAGACUGAAUGUUUUUCCGAUUAUGAAAAAGAAAGGAAAGACGCUCAACCAGAUGACGCAUAUGUAGAGUAUAAUGCAAUAAUAUUUGCAUAACAAUUUUCGCUCAAUUAACGUCCAGAGACAACCAGACACACAUUGCCAUUCCCCUCCAGCAAUUGUACCUACCAUAUAUUUUUUUUGUAUUUGCAAAGUCGCAGGCUAGUCGGAAACUAGCAACGAAAUAUUACACUCGUGCCUUAAUUAGAGAGAGAGAUAUAUAUAUAUAACUAUUUUGAUAUAGUUUAUAGUGCCUAAAUACAAAUUAUAAUUAUUGUUAGAGAUACCUAACCUGACCUGACCUGACCACCUGCGACAAUACCCAAAAGCCCCAUUGGAUUGCAUAAACUUCUGCUAAGCAUAGUGCCUUAGUUAAGUGACCCAGAGAGAAAGCUAAGCGAAUCACAUUCGUCCAUUAACUUUAAGCAAUAAUCAUUCCCUUUUGUACUCGAAUAUAAAACGCACACGUAGUACGUACCUUCUUUUGAAGGUAAUAUAGAAUCUGUAUUAGUAUUUAUCCGUCCUUUUGCACAAUGCUAUACAAAACUUUUAUUUGUAGCAUAUUCUAAACCAAGAAUUUAGCAAUGUAUUAAAAGCAAAAAGAAACUCUUUUUACCCCUCCCAUAUACAAUUUUAAUAUUUGUAACAUCUUUUAUGUACAAACGACUUUUAGCUAAAGCGAAGAAAAAUA
Drosophila serrata is the source of this 2240-nucleotide messenger RNA. It is a transcript of the gene sinu, whose product is annotated as claudin family member sinuous. Gene Ontology annotation, biological process: septate junction assembly; regulation of tube size, open tracheal system. NCBI's taxonomy places the organism in Eukaryota, Metazoa, Arthropoda, Insecta, Diptera, Drosophilidae. Gene Ontology annotation, cellular component: membrane; septate junction. The record is from RefSeq and is a predicted model, not a curated record.